ACAGAGAGAGAGGGAGAAAGAGAGAGAGAGAGAGGGCGAGAGAGGGGGAGAGCGAGAGGCGGGGGAAACCACGCUUUUAAGAGAUUUGAUAGUAAUUUGAAGCGUCAUAAUUGUGAGGCAAUGUGCAAGCCUCGAAAGGAAGAAUUUCUAGAAAUGUAUGUUUUCAUAAGUAUCCAUGAGAAGAAGUAAUGCCAAACGGUUUUCAUUCCGGAGAGCAUCCGUUGAAAUGGAAUUUGACGUGGCUGCCAACGGACAGUGUUUAACAUGUUAGAGACGGACAGAAAGUUCUGUAUGGAGUAUUUACAUAUGUACGAAGUGAGUCUAUCAAGUUCCUGAUUGGCACUUCUGGACGCCUCGGUCUGCCCCAUCAACGCGUUUCACGUCAAGGAUGGAAAUGUCAGGUGCUUCAGGCAGAGGGUGAGCAUUUUGGGUCCCUUCAGUCGCAGCAGCAUGACACCGAAUCCGCCCACGUCCCCACUCCUCCACUAUGGCAAGGUCUGGGUGUCAGGGUUCAGGUUUAGCAGCUAUGGCCCGACCCCGUCCCUCCUGUGGGCCCUCUGGGUGCUGGUGGGCCCCGGGGCAGAGGUGUGGGCACACCAGCCCACGCACCCACGCUCCAUCAAAAUCGAAGGCGACAUUACCUUGGGCGGUCUCUUCCCCGUGCACUCCAAGGGCCCCGCGGGCGUGGCCUGUGGCGAGAUCAAGAAGGAGAAAGGCAUCCACCGCAUGGAGGCCAUGCUGUACGCGCUGGACCAGAUCAACAGUGACCCAGAGCUGCUGCCCAACAUCACGCUAGGUGCCCGCAUCCUGGACACUUGCUCUAGGGACACCUACGCGCUGGAGCAGUCGCUCACCUUCGUGCAGGCCCUCAUCCAGAAGGACACAUCGGACAUACGCUGCUCCAAUGGCGAGCCUCCCAUCAUACGCAAGCCAGAGCGUGUGGUGGGAGUCAUCGGGGCCUCGGCCAGCUCCGUAUCCAUCAUGGUGGCCAACGUGUUGCGCCUCUUUGAGAUCCCUCAGAUCAGCUAUGCAUCCACCUCCCCGGAGCUUAGUGACCACAACCGUUACGACUUCUUCUCCCGUGUGGUGCCGCCGGACUCCUACCAAGCCCAGGCCAUGGUGGAUAUUGUCAAGGCGAUGGGGUGGAAUUACGUGUCGACGGUGGCGUCGGAGGGCAACUACGGGGAGAGCGGAGUUGAUGCCUUCAUCCAGAUAUCUCGCGAGGCAGGAGGUCUGUGCAUCGCCCAAUCGCUGAAGAUCCCAAGAGAUCCAAAGCCGGGAACGUUUGACAAGGCCAUUAUGAGGCUAAUGGAGACCUCGAAUGCACGUGGAGUCAUUAUAUUUGCCAGUGAGGACGACAUCAAACGGGUCCUGGAGGCAGCAAAGAGGGCAAACCUCACAGGUCACUUCCUAUUUGUGGGCUCAGACAGCUGGGGAGCAAAGAGCUCACCAAUCCUGGACCAGGAAGACAUGGCAGAGGGAGCUGUCACCAUCCUCCCAAAAAGGGCCUCCAUUGAAGGAUUUGACCAGUACUUUACCACCAGAUCUCUGGAAAACAACCGCAGGAACAUCUGGUUUGCUGAGUUCUGGGAAGAUGAUUUCAGAUGUAAACUGACACGGCCAGGUAUCAAAAUCGACAGUGAAAAGAAAAAAUGCACAGGUAAUGAGAGGAUAGGCCGUGACUCUCCCUAUGAACAGGAAGGGAAAGUGCAGUUUGUGAUUGAUGCUGUCUACGCCAUGGCCCAUGCUCUGCACACUAUGCAUCUGGACCUCUGCCCCGGAUCCACAGGGGUCUGUGACAAGAUGGACCCAGUGGAGGGACGCAUGUUGCUUAAAUACAUACGCUCGGUGAGCUUCAAUGGUAGUGCGGGCACUGGGGUUCUGUUCAAUGAGAAUGGAGAUGCUCCAGGGCGUUAUGACAUCUUCCAGUACCAGCUGAGCAAUAUCUCCAGUCCUGGGUAUAAAGCCAUUGGCCAGUGGACCAAUCAACUGCGACUCAAUCUGGAGGACAUGCAGUGGUCUGGGGGCAAUCGGCUGGUGCCCGACUCGGUGUGCAGUUUCCCCUGCAACCCAGGUGAGAGGAAGAAGAUGGUGAAGGGUGUACCCUGCUGCUGGCACUGUGAGCUGUGCGACGGCUACCUGUACCAGGUGGAUGAAUUCAACUGCGAGUCGUGCCCCUUCGACAUGCGGCCCACGCUCAACCGCACAGGUUGCCGGCCCACGCCCAUCAUCAAACUGGAGUGGCACUCGCCCUGGGCCAUCAUCCCAGUCUUCUUAGCCAUCCUGGGCAUCAUCGCCACCUCUUCCGUGGUCAUCACCUUCAUCCGCUUCAACGACACUCCCAUUGUGCGGGCAGCAGGCCGCGAGCUCAGCUACGUGCUGCUGACGGGGAUCUUCCUCAUCUACCUCAUCACCUUCUUCAUGAUCGCCGAGCCGGGCGUGGUGGUGUGUGCUCUCCGCCGCCUCCUGCUGGGCCUGGGGAUGUGCAUCACCUACUCGGCCACGCUGACCAAGACCAACCGCAUCUACCGCAUCUUCGAGCAGGGCAAGAAGUCCGUCUCGCCGCCCAAGUUCAUCAGCCCCACCUCACAGCUGGUCAUCACCUUCAUACUCAUCUCUGUGCAGGUGGUGGGUGUGUUUGCGUGGUUUGGCGUAGUGCCCCCGCACACCAUUGUGGACUACGAAGAGCUGCGACCUGUGAAUCCAGAGCUGGCGCGUGGAAUCCUCAAGUGUGACAUGUCCGACCUGUCACUCAUCUGUUGCCUGAGCUACAGCAUCAUCCUCAUGGUGACCUGCACCAUCUACGCCGUCAAGAGCCGUGGUGUGCCCGAGACCUUCAACGAGGCCAAGCCCAUCGGCUUCACCAUGUAUACCACCUGCAUAGUCUGGCUGGCGUUUGUACCCAUCUUCUUUGGCACAGCACAAUCCACUGAGAAGAUGUACAUCCAGACGACCACCCUGACUGUGUCAAUGAGCCUGAGUGCCUCGGUGUCGCUGGGGAUGCUCUACAUGCCCAAGGUGUACGUCAUCAUCUUCCACCCGGAGCAGAAUGUCCAGAAGCGCAAGCGUAGCUUCAAAUCCGUGGUGCAGGCGGCCACCAUGUCCACCCGACUCUCCCAGAAGUCCAUAAACGAGAAGCAGAACGGAGAGACUAAAAUUGAGCCUGACAGGACACAGUAGCCCAAGAUGGAUUAUUUACUAUUGGAGGCCUGACAACAAAUGGACUUUGAGCAAGAGACUGUUGCUGUAUACAUUUGAGAAAGAGGAGACUGCUCCUGUAUACAGUAUUAAUAGCUUAGAUAAAACACCCAGAUCUUCCGGUGUCAGUAUCGCCUGAAGUGUGGCUCAAUAAAAAUAACUGUUGUCAGCAAGAUGCUGAGAAGAGAGACGGAGCAACACAAAACCAGUUCUAGGAGAAACUUGAAAUGCUUCAGAGCUCAUGUUUGUAAAAACACCAUCAAAGAACUCAAGCCUCAUUACACUACUGUGUCAAUGUGGAUGUUGGGAAGCCAGAGUGCAGAGGAAACCCCAUCUUAGACGGAGGGAUUGUUUUGCACUGGAGACUGGACACAGCAGCAGCUGUCUAUGAGUAUAUGUCUCUCCUGUCCACUGAAGUAGCAGCAUGGGUUUUGUGAUCGUUUGUUUGUUUUGUAUGUGUGUGUGUGACUUCAGCCAUUUUCUCUGAAGCAGCGGCGACUGUCACUAAAUCGAGAUCCCAUGUUUAAAUGAAAAGCACAGUUAGGUUAUAUGAAUAACAUGAGAAGAAAAGCAAUGCAUGGAUUUUUAUUUUUGUGAAAUCCAUUAUAUAAUUUUCAAAUGAUCCUGAGAUGUUUGUCAUGAGCGAGCCAUUUCCCUGCAAUACAGUUUUUUUCUGACAUAUCAUUGUAUAUUCAGUAUACAUUCACAGUUGAUAAUUCCGUCAUUGAAGCAUUACACAAGACAGCACAUUGAUUAUGUUUUCUGAAUUGCAUAAGGUUAUCAAUAAUUACAGUGCUUUUUCCUUGAAUUCAUAAGCACAAGACAUAUGUUUGUAUUUCCAUAACCUCACCAAUAAAAAAAAAAUCAUCUAGCAUGUGCACAACGUAAUUAAGUCCUUAACCCACUGGUAAUGAUAAACAAAAACAUACAUUUCAGAUUUCAAGGUUGUAAAUAUAGAGUAUAGUUUGGUGAAAUAAAAAAAAUGCACUUAUGGGUACAUUUCUAGCAAGGAUGAAAGAAAAUGGAUGCAUGCAAACGUUUAAUUCGUCUAUGGGGGAUGUUGGAAUGGUCAACCAAGAAUGAUUUACAUUUUUGGUUCCUCAUUUCUCAGCCAUCUGUGUAAUGUUUUUUUUUUCUUACCGUAAUUUCACCAACACUCUUUGAAGCCUUGGUCCAUGGCUUGACUGUGUCCUUGUGAAAUUCAAGAUUCCUAUAAUUAGCUCUCAAUUUAACACUUGGAACAUGGAUCAUAAUUAUGGGUACUAUGCUGCACAAUGAUUGGGUGUUGUGGAGCCAAGGGAAUAGCAUUUCGUCACCCUGGUGAUUUCUCUUAUGAUGUGCCCAUUCACAGAUAUGUGGACAAAGAUGUGUUUGAGUACCAAAGUCUGAGUGUCAGAAUAGUGUUGAUGGCUGAUAUGGCAUGAAUAUAAAGAUCUCAUAUUGCUAAGUAUACAUAGAUAUACUGGAAUACAUUUCGUUAAACAUAUAAUUACUUUAAUACAGUAACUUUUGGGUCAACCUUAACAGAUCAAGUCCUGUGACUGGAGUAUUUUCUCAUGUGGAUCAUAUGCCAUCAAAUUUAGCUAGAUUUUCAGUGCAGUGUGCAAAUCACACGUAUCAUGCUAAGUUUCAGAAGAGUUGUGCCAUCAUUACAUGUUUUUUACUCAAUAUGAUCAUACAAAAAAACAGAGGAAUUUCAUUAUUUAUUACUUGAACUAUUUGUAUAUACCUUUAGAUUAUUCAAUUAAGGUUGGAGAGGUAACUGUUAUUUCCUUUUUGUACUGUAAGGAACUCAGGUGUUUUAAUGUGAACUGAGAUCAAUCUCCCAAUUUAAUUUUCACAUUCAUAGGAUUGUUGUACUUUAAACUCCCUUCUCUUGGAUGAGUCUAAGAUUUGGGCAUGGCAUUGUUAUGUCUAAUGGUACUUUGCAUGUUAGAAUAAAUGUUUUAAUGAAACAGAUAGUCUUUUGUCUCUAUAAAGAUAAUUGGCCAAUA
Messenger RNA from Clupea harengus (Atlantic herring), 5192 nucleotides. It is a transcript of the gene grm6a, whose product is annotated as glutamate receptor, metabotropic 6a. Bases 451 to 3180 code for a protein of 909 amino acids. Gene Ontology annotation, molecular function: G protein-coupled receptor activity. The transcript is spliced from 12 exons. The record is from RefSeq and is a predicted model, not a curated record. Gene Ontology annotation, biological process: G protein-coupled receptor signaling pathway. Gene Ontology annotation, cellular component: membrane. NCBI's taxonomy places the organism in Eukaryota, Metazoa, Chordata, Actinopteri, Clupeiformes, Clupeidae.